AGCGGACCAGGCCCGACAAGCUAUAUGUUGCGUUGGCGAAGCUGCGCAAGCCCCUAGGAAUUCUCUUUGACCACUGCUGCACAGCCACAGUGGCUGCUUCACCGCACGCCAUCGCUGCGACGCCCCUUUGCCACCUUCACUGCCCUCAGCGACCACUAUGAUGCUGCUACGGGCGCGCGCCGUCGGCGCGCGCGCGCUCACGGCGACGCGACGCACCCCUACACUCCACCCGCGCCUCUUCUCGGCCGCACCGGCCAACCUGACGCUCGCCGAGCCGCCGCCGCCGCCCGCGCCGCCGCCGCGCAAGAACUGGGACCUUGACGGAGACACGCUGAACGUCUGGGUCGAGGCGGACUUCUUCACUGAGGACAGCGCGACUAAUGGCGUCUGCGCGCUGCCGGCGGCCGUCUUCGGCGAGCCGUUCCGGCGGGAUAUCGUCCACGAUUGCGUGAAAUGGCAGCGGAAUAAUAGGAGGCAAAUCCACCGGGCCUCGAAGCGGCGGGGCGAUGUCAGAGGGAGCACGCGGAAACUCUACAAGCAGAAGGGCACGGGGCGGGCUCGCGUGGGGAGCGCGCGGGCACCUAUUAGGAGAGGCGGCGGCAAGGCGCACGGGCCGACGCGUCGCGACUUCGCUACUUCGUUCAAUCGACGCCAGCGCAAGAUGGCGUUGAGAGUUGUCCUCUCGCAGAAGCUAAGGGAAGGGAGGUUGACCGUCGUGCCUUCAUUAAAUGUGGAGCCGCGCACGCGGGUCGUGGCCGCGGCCCUGCGGAAGCGGGACAUGGCCUCGGCGCUGUUCGUCGACGACGUCAUCGAGGAGGGCCUGCGGCGGGCCGUCGCGAACGCGCCGCGCGUCGACGCGCUGCCGCAGAUCGGCGCGAACGUCUACGACAUCCUGCGCCGCGACCAUCUCGUGCUGUCCGAGAGCGCGGCUUUCUCGUUGGCGGGGCGGUUGGUGGGGCGCUAACUUUAUCUAUUGUC
Molecule: messenger RNA, 978 nt
Organism: Pelagomonas calceolata
Lineage: Eukaryota; Pelagophyceae; Pelagomonadales; Pelagomonadaceae
Source: the annotation of a GenBank genome assembly